AUGCCCUUUGCUUCUAUAUUAGUUCAUUUUCUUUUAGUAUUAGUUGUUCAUCUCACAUCUGGAGAAACAGAAGUGAAGUUCAGUGGACAAACAGAAUUUGUAGUUAAUGAAACAAGUACAACCGUUAUACGUCUUGUAAUUGAGAGGACAGGGGAGCCUGCUAACGUCACAGCAGUUGUGUCGAUUUACGGAGAACACACAGGAGACUUUUUUGACACAUAUGCAGCAGCAUAUAUACCUGAUACAGAAACAAAUCGAACUGUAUAUAUAUCUGUCUGUGAUGAUGAUCUUCCAGAGGCUGAUGAGACAUUCAUAUUUUACUUGACGCUACCAAAACCAUCUGCAAGAAUAAAGCUUGGAUCACCCAAGUCUGUCACUGUAACAAUAUUAUCAAAUGACAAUGCCUUUGGAAUAAUUUCUUUUAACAUGUCUGCUGUAAUCACAGUGAAUGAGCCCAAGGGUAAAAAUGAAUCUGUGCCUCUCACCCUAAUUAGAGAGAGGGGAACUUAUGGAACGGUCAUCGUGACUUUUGAGAUAGAGGAUGGUCCAAACCCAGCUGAAGAAGACUUAAGUCCAGUUAAGGGAAAUAUUACAUUUGCCCCUGGUAGAUCAAUGAUGAUUUAUAAUUUAACAGUGCUGGAUGAUCAGAUACCUGAAAAUGAUGAAUUUUUUGUUGUUCAUCUGAGAAGUGUUGAGGGAGGGGCUGAAAUCAACACCACAAAAAAUUCUAUUCAGAUUAAUAUUAAAAAAAAUGACAGCCCCGUGCGAUUUGUUCAGAGUGCUUAUAUGGUGCCUGAGGAAGUUGAUGUGUUAACUAUUCAAGUGGUUCGUGGUAAGGAUGACAGCGGAAGAUUAAUUGGACCUGAUGAAUAUGAAGUCUCUGUCAGUUAUACUAUUAUAACUGGGAAUUCAUCAGCACAUGCACAGCUUAAUUUAGACUUCCUAGAUCUACAACCAAAUACGACUAUCGUUUUCCCAUCUUUAGUUCAUGAAGCUUAUAUGAAAUUUAAGAUCCUUGAUGAUGCCAUACCAGAAAUUGCUGAGACCUUUCAGAUUAUGCUGCUUAAAGACACUUUGCAGGGAGAUGCUGUUUUAGUUUAUCCAUCUGUUGUUCAUGUUACCAUCAAACCGAAUGAUAAACCCUAUGGAGUGCUAUCAAUCAACAGUAUCCUGUUUGCUCAGACUAUAAUCGUUGAUGAAGACCAAAUUUCAAGGUUUGAAGGGAUCACAGUUGUAAGAAAUGGUGGAACUCAUGGAAAUGUUUCUGUUAGCUGGAUUAUAACCCGUAAUAGUAGUGAUCCUUCACCUGUGACUGCAGACCUCAUUCCAGAGUCUGGGGAGUUAUGUUUUGAUCAAGGACAGAUGCUGGCAGCAAUUCCUCUGCACAUUAUUAAUGAUGAUAUACCAGAAGAGGCAGAGCCCUAUCUUCUGAAACUUUUGGCCAAUACAAUACAGGGAGGUGCAGAAGUGAGCGAUCCGUUUGAGCUUUUGUUUUAUAUUCAGGACAGUGAUGAUGUUUAUGGUGUAAUAAAAUUUUAUCCUAUGGAGAAUCAGAAGAUUGAAAGCAAUCCAAUGGGACGCUUUUUAUCCUUGAGUUUUGCAAGGGAGAGAGGAACAGUUGGAGAUGUGCAGUUGGUUUAUAUUGCACUGUACAUUCCAGCUGGAGCUUUGGAUCCUGAGAGAGCAAAAGAUGGCAUUCUAAAUAUGCCUAGAAAAAACAUUCUCACAUUUCCAGAAGGAAAAGCUCAAAAUACCUUAAAUAUACCAAUAAGAAAUGAUGCAUUUCUUCAAAGUGGUGCCCAUUUCCUCAUUCAGCUGGAAAGAGUUGAGCUGGUGAAUAGAAUUCCUCUGGUUCCACCAGUGAGUCCUAGAUUAGGUGAGAUUCGAAAUAUUUCUCUGAGGAUUACUCCAGAUAUCGCAAAUGGAGAAAUUGGCUUUACUAGCAAUCUUCCAAUUAUUCUUUCUGAGCCAGAAGAUUCCCCUGCUACAGUGGUUUCCAUUGUAUUGCAUAGAGAUGGGACUGAUGGUCAAGCAACUGUGUUCUGGAGUUUGAAACCUUCUGGUGUUAAUCAAAAAGCAGUAACACAUGAUGAUAUAAGUCCUUUUAAUGGCUCUGUUGUGUUCUUAUCUGGACAAAGUGAUACUACAAUCAACAUUACUAUUAAAGCUGAUGAUAUACCUGAAAUGAAUGAAACUGUUUUAUUGACUUUGGACAGGGUAGAAACAGAAAGAUUUGUCGUGUACUUUGGGGUCAGUGUAGAAAAUCAAAUACUGAAAUCUGGGUUUACUAGUUGUGAAAUUAUUAUUUUGGAAAAUGAUGAUCCAGGAGGAGUGUUUGAAUUUUCUUCUUCUUCCAGAGGUCCCUAUAGUAUCAAGGAAGGAGAAUCUGUUGAACUGCAGAUUGUUCGCUCUAGAGGAAGUCUUAUCAGACAGUUUCUACGCUACACUGUAGAACCAAGAGACAAUAAUGAGUUUUAUGGAAGCACGGGAAUUCUGGAGUUCAAGCCUGGUGAAAGAGAGAUCAUAAUUACUUUACUGACAAGAAUGGAUGGGAUUCCAGAGCUGGAUGAGACCUAUUGUGUGGUACUCAGUGGCUACAGUGAAAUGCCAGGCAAGCUGGGGAAUGCCACAAGGGUCAAUAUAACCAUUCUGAAGAAUGAUGAUCCACAUGGUAUAAUUCAGUUUCUGCCUGAUGGACUAACAGUAACAAUAAAGGAAAGUAAAGGAGAAGUCAUCUAUGCUGCAGCUUACGGAAUUGUAAGAAACCAAGGAAACUAUGGCAAUGUUAGUGUGUCUUGGGCUGUUGAUCCAACAUGUACUAAUGACAUCUAUCCAGAACAAGGGACUAUUUUCUUUGAUAACCUGGAGUUUUCAAAAAAUAUCACUGUUUACUCACUGCCAGAUGAGCUACCUGAAGAGAUGGAAGUAUUCAUCAUCAGCUUAUUCAAUGCUACUGGUGGAGCCAGGCUGGGCAAUAUAACUAGUGCAAUUUUACAAAUUGCAAGGAAUGAUGACCCCAUUUAUUUUGCAGAACCUCUGACAGUGAGGGUUCAAGAAGGAAGUGUUGCAAACUUUACAGUCCUAAGGAAUGGAUCUGCUGAUAUUGCUCUUGCAGUCCAGUAUAUUACUCUUAAUGGAGAUGCAACGGCUGAAGAGGGAGAUUUUGUUCCCAGUGGAAGGAGCGGUGUCCUUUUGUUUGAUGUUGGAGAAAGAGAGCAGAACUUAUCUGUAUAUAUUAAUGAUGAUGAUACCCCUGAAACAGACGAAACAUUUUAUAUUGUCCUUUUGAAUUCUACAGGAGACACUGUAAUCUUUAAGGCUGGAAUGGCUACAGUUAUUAUUGAAGCAAAUGAUGACCCUAAUGGAAUUUUCUCCUUGGAACCUAUAGACAAGCCAGUGGAAGAAGGCAGAAGUAACAUUUUUUUAGUUGUGAGACAUAGAGGACACUUUGGCAAUGUCUCUUUGACCUGGCAGCUGUUUGAAAAUAACUCUGCACUGAUGCCAGGAGCAGAGUUCUAUGAAACUUACGGGACUGUGUGCUUCAUGGAUGGUGAAGGAUCAAAGCCAAUAACACUGCAUGCUAUUUCAGAUGGAAUUCCUGAAUUCAAUGAAUUUUAUAUUCUGAAGUUGGUGAAUGCUUCAGGUGGGUCUCCUGGUCCUGGUGGUCACUUAUCUGAAACAAGCCUUACUGUAACUGUGAUGAUCCCAUUCAAUGAUGACCCUUUUGGAGUCUUUGUUAUAGAUCCAGAGAGCCAGGACAGAGAGAUAGCAGAAGAUGUUCUUUCUGAAGAUGAUCUUUCCUAUAUUACGAACUUCACCAUCUGGAGACAACAAGGCACCUUUGGAGUUGUCCGGUUAGGCUGGGAAAUACUAUCUGGUACCUUCCAAGCUGGACUGCCAUCAAUGGUAGAUUUCUUGUUGCUUGGAUCAUUUCCAAGUUCAGUACAAUCACAGCCCCACUUGAGGCGCCAUCACAGUGGAACCGAUGCUUUGUAUUUCAGUGGAAAAGAGGAUGCAUUUGGGAUUAUUGGUCCUGAAUACCCAUACAGUGGAAAUAAUGCAGUAACUAACUUUACGUUUUCAGCAUGGUUAAUUCCUGACUUCGGUACUGAUGGCUAUAUAGUUGAAAAGGAUAAUGAUAAUGGGAUCUUAUAUUAUGGUGUGAAAAUCCAAACAAAUGACUCCCAUGUUUCUGUAAUGCUUCAUUAUACAGCAUUAGAAUCCAAUGUGACAUAUGUAGCUAAAACAGUGAUCAUGAAAUAUCUGGAUGAAAAUACUUGGCUUCACCUUCUGAUUACUCUGGAUGACGGUAUAAUUGAAUUUUACAUUGAUGGAAACCCAGUUCUGGGAGGGAUGAAGAGCCUUAAAGGAGAAGCAGUUGCUGAUGGUCCAGGAAUACUGAGAGUUGGAGCAGGAAUCAAUGGGAGCAGUAGAUACACAGGGCUAAUGCAGGAUGUAAGGCUUUAUGAGCGUAAAUUGACACAAGCAGAGAUCUAUGAACUUCAUGCAACUCCUGCAAAAAGUGAUGUACACCCUGUCUCUGGGUAUUUGGAGUAUCGACAAGGAGAGACCAAUAAAUCAUUCAUUGUGUCUGCAAGAGAUGACAAAGAGGAAGAAGGAGAAGAAUUAUUUGUACUCAAGCUUGUUUCUGUGCGUGGUGGAGCUCGAAUUCCAGAAGAAAAUACAACAGCACGAUUAAGAAUACAGAAAAGUGAUAAUGCCAAUGGUUUGUUUGGUUUCACUGGAGCAUGUAUCCCUGAGGCUUCUGAUGAAGGUUCCACUAUAUCCUGUGUUGUGGAGCGUACAAGGGGCGCCUUAGACUAUGUGUAUAUAAAUUACAUUAUCUCACAGGUUGAUUCCACUGGCAUUAAUUACUCUGUUACCGAUUUUUCUAACAGCAGUGGCACUAUCACAUUCCUUCCUUGGCAGAGAUCAGAGGUUUUAAAUUUGCAUGUGAUUGAUGAUGACGUUCCAGAGUUAAAUGAAUAUUUCCGGGUGACACUAGUUUCUGCGGUUUCUGGAGAUGGAAAACUAGGUUCAACUCCAACCAGUGGAGCAAGUAUAGAUCCAGAAAAGGAAACUACUGAUAUCAGCAUCAAAGCCAGUGACCACCCAUAUGGUUUACUGCAGUUCUCUGUGGGGCUGCCUCCUCAACCAGGUGAUAAAAUGACUCUCCCAGCAUCUUCUGUGCCCCAUAUUACUGUUAAAGAAGAAGUCGGACACAUCAGGUUACUAGUAGUUCGUGCACAGGGCCUUCUGGGAACAGUUCUGGUGGAAUACAGGACAGUACCACUUACGGCUUUCAGUCCUAAAGAUUAUCAGGCAAUUGUGGGUACUUUGGAAUUUCAACCAGGAGAAAGAUACAAGUACAUUACUGUUAACAUCACUGAUAAUUCUGUCCCUGAAUUAGAAAAAGAUUUUAAAGUGGAGCUGUUGAACCCAGGAGGAGGAGUUGCUGAGCUCUUUAGAAAUGAUGACAGUGGAAGUGGUGAUGGGAACAUGGAUUUCUUCCUUCCAACUGUCCAUCAGCGUGCUAGCUUGGGAAUUGCAUCCCACAUCAUUGUGACUAUUGAGGCUUCUGAUGAUGCUCAUGGUGUGUUUGAAUUCAGUAUGGAAUCACUCUUCGUAAAUGGAACUGAGCCUGAAGAUGGAGAUAGCAUUAUUGUACUGCAGGUCAUCAGAUCUCAUGGAGCCUUAUCUGAGGUGACACUGCACUGGAUUAUAGUCUGUGAUCUUACAGAAGACCUGAUAUCUAAUUAUGGGAAUAUAACAUUUGAUGUUGGCCAAGCAAGAGCAAACAUAACAGUGCAAGUUGCACCUGAUGAAAUUCCUGAAUUGGAUAAAAUGUUUUCAGUUUUGAUCAUCAAUGUCUCCAGCGGUCGUCUUGGAAUUCAUACUAAUGCAACAUUAAUUAUUUUAGCUAAUGAUGAUCCAUAUGGACUCUUUAUGUUUUCUGAGAGAAACAGACCAAUAAAAGUUGAGGAAGAAGCCAAAAAUAUCUCUCUGACAAUAGUAAGGCUUGGUGGUCUCCUUGGAACAGUAAUGAUAACAUAUAGAACUAUUGGUGAUGAUGAAAAGUCACCCUUUCUUCCAUCUGACAUAGCUAGAGCAACAGAGGGAAAAGAUUAUUUAUCUAUUUCUGGUUUUGUGAUCUUCAGAGCCAAUAAAAGUGAGGCCACAAUAACUCUUCCUAUUUUGGAUGAUAAUGAUCCUGAGAGGUCAGAAUCUGUUUUUGUGGAGCUAAACAGUAUUGCUUUGAUUGAGAAAGUACAGGAUCGGCCAAUUUUAAAUUCUCCUCGACUUGGAUCAGCAGAUGAGACAAUAGCUCAUGUAAUUAUCAACGCCAAUGAUGAUGCUUUUGGAACGCUCCAGCUUUCAGCUCCAGCUGUGCGAGUUGCUGAAAAUUAUGUUGGACCAAUCAUUAAUGUGACCAGAAGUGGGGGAAUUUUUGCAGAUGUUUCUGUGAAGUUUAAAGCUGUGCCAAUAACUGCAACAGCUGGUGAGGAUUACAGUGUAGCCUCAUCAGAUGUUGUCUUACUAGAAGGAGAAACAAGUAAAGCUGUGCCAAUUUAUAUAAUUAAUGAUAUCAGUCCUGAAGUUGAGGAGUCCUUUUAUGUUCAGCUGCUGAAUCAAACAACAGGAGGAGCCUUGCUUGGAUCUUUGACAAGGGCAAUCAUAACUAUUGAGGCUUCUGAUGACCCGUUUGGAUCUUUUGUUUUUCAGAUCACUGAAUUCAUUGCGGAGGAGCCUGAAUUAGAAUCAGUAACAAUAAAUCUGCCAAUAAUCCGCAAUGCUGGGACACUUGGUAAUGUUACUGUUCAAUGGGUUGCUACCAUUAAUGGACAUCCUGCUGAUGCUGACUUGCAGGCUGUCUCAGGUAAUAUUACUUUUGCCCCUGGGGAAGCCAUUCAGAUACUGCAGUUGGAGAUCCUUGCUGACGAUGUUCCGGAAAUAGAUGAAGUUGUCCAGGUAGAAUUAACUCAGGCUUCCAAUGGUGGUGCUAUUGGGUUGGAUGGAGUGGCAAAUAUUGUAAUACCUGCCAAUGAUAAUCCUUAUGGCACAGUUUUCUUUCAUCAUUUCUUGUAUCGAGUUCAAGAGCCACUAGAAGGAAAUUUGCUUGCAAACAUAACAGUCAAACGAAGUGGGGGAAGGUUUGGUGAGCUUCAGAUUUUCUACAGCACUUCCGACACUGACGUUGUGGCUCUUGCCAUUGAGCAAGGUCAGGAUAUCCUGGCCUAUUAUGAGUUUCCUGUACAAGGAGUCCCUGACCAAUCAUCUAAGACUAGAGUGAAUGUAUCUACUGCAGAUGACCGACUGUAUGCCUGUGCAACUCAGUGCCUAAAAGAACAAGCAUGUUUAGCCUUUACAUAUUCUAGUGCCUCUGGGAUUCCUUUCUGCUUUUGGCUGACAUCAGAGAUCAGCGCGCUAACUAAUAUUUCAGGAUUCUGGACCUACAAGAAAAAUGCCACCAGUGCAUCUUCUCUCUUUAGCACACAAGCCAUUGCUGGUAGUGAUUAUGAAUCUGUUGCAAGACAGAAAGCCACGAUGCUAGAAGGGGAAGAAUUUGCAAAUCUCACAGUUACCAUACUCCCUGACAGUCUGCCAGAGUUGGAUGAGAAAUUCACUAUAUCCCUUUUGAAAGUAGAACUAAUGAAUAUCUCAACCAGUUUAAAAAAUCAGCCAACUAUAGGACAGCCAAAUACGUCCACAGUUGUCAUAAUGAUGAAUGGAGAUGCCUUUGGAGUAUUUAAGAUCUACAGCAUAAGUCCCAAUGCAACGGAGGAAGGUCUGUAUGUUGAAGUAGAAGAAUGUCCUCAGACCAACGUGCAGCUAAUGAUACAUAGAACAGAAGGCAGCCUGGGACAAGUGACAGUGGAAUGGCGUGUAACUGGUGGAACUGCUGUCCCAGACAUGGAUUUUAUAGGUGUUGGUGAGAUUCUGGUGUUUGCUGAAGGGGAAACAAAAAAGAUGGUCACAUUGACCAUUAUAGAUGAUGCAGAGCCAGAGGAUAAUGAAAGUAUCAUAAUCAGCCUGGUCCAUACUGAAGGAGGAAGUCGGAUUCUGCCCAUUUUUAACACUGUCACAGUGAUUAUUUUGGCAAGUGACAACGUGGCAGGAAUUAUUAGCUUUCAGACAGCCUCAAGAUCUGUUAUUGGUCGUGAAGGAGAACAACUGCAGUUUCAUAUCCUUAGAACUGCCCCAGGACUGGGAAAUGUUACUGUUGAGUGGAAGAUUGUUGGCCAUCGUGUAAAACAAAAUUUUGAAAAUUAUUCUGGAACACUCUUUUUUCCUGAGGGGUCAUUGAAUACAACAUUAUAUGUUUACUUGCUGGAUGACCAUAUUCCUGAAGAAAAAGAAGAGUAUCAAAUCAUCCUAUAUAACGUCAAAACACAAGGAGUUUCUUCAACCGGAGCUGCUGUUUUGGAUAGUCAAGGAUAUCAGGCUGUUCUGACAGUAGAAGCUAGUGAUGAGCCACACGGAGUCUUGAAUUUUGCUUCCACAUCCAGGGAAAUUUUAAUUCCAGAGGAAAACAAAACUAUUCAGCUCUUCAUUAACAGAGAAUUUGGAUCACUAGGUACUAUCAAUGUUACAUAUGCAACAAUUCCAGGAUUGCUCACUUUAAAGAAUCAGACAGAAGUGACUUUGGCUGAACCAGGAACUGAUUAUGUAUCUGUUUCUGGAUCACUGAUUUUAGAGGAAGGAGAAACAUCAGCUGCCAUAAAUAUUACUGUUCUAGAGGAUGAUAUACCGGAGAUGCAGGAAUUCUUCUUGGUUAAUCUGUCUUCAGUAGAACUCAUCAUGAACCAUUCAACUUCAUUCCCACCUAAGCUAGUGACUGAGUUAAUUCAUUACAGAUUGAAAGAUUCAGAAGGUUUAGCUUCUCAAAUUGUUAUUGAUGCUAAUGAUGGAGUAAGAGGAGUAAUUGAAUGGGAAAGUACCAAUUUUGAAGUUAAUGAAACUCAGAGGAAUCUGACAAUAAUGGCGUAUCGAAACAGAGGAUCAUAUGGCAAUGUGUCUUUGUUUUUUUAUGCCCAAAAUUUGGAGGCACAGCUGGGUUUGGAUUAUAAUGUGACCUCAAGGACUCUUUUUUUUGCUGAUGGAGAAAGACAUAAAUCUGUUGAUGUCAUGAUUUUUGAUGAUGAUAUUCCUGAAGGUGAUGAGAAAUUCCAGUUAAUUUUAACAAAUCCCUCUCUGGGGCUGGAGUUAGGGGAGAACACAACAGCUACAAUUACUAUUCUUGCCAAUGAUGAUGGCCAUGGAAUUUUGUCGUUCAAUAACAGCGAUCGCUUCUUCCUAAGAGAGCAAACAGCUCUCAAUUGGAUGGAAAGUGUUGCAGUAUUAACCAUUAUUAGAGAGCCUCCUCAGGGGAUAUUUGGCACCGUGACUGUUCAAUAUCUUGUAAGUGAAGUUAAUUCAUCAGAGGCGUCGGUGGAUUUGACCCCUUCUCAAGGAUAUAUUGUGUUGGAAGAGGGAGUUAGAUUCAAGACAUUGCACAUUUCUGCAAUACUAGAUGAAGAACCAGAAAUGGAUGAGCACUUUGUUGUUACCCUCUUCAAUCCAUCUGGAGGAGCCAGACUAGGCACAAGAGUGGAAACUAUGAUUACAAUAUUACAGAACCAAGCUCCACUAGGACUUUUCAGCAUCUAUCCAGUUACAAAUAGGACAAAUUUCCUCAUAAUUGAAGAAUCGAAUACUACAGUUUAUUUGAAAGUUUCACGGAAUAAUGGUCUCAACACAUCUGUGAGUGUUGAGUGGGAGACAUUGUCAGAUACUGCAUUUGGCAUCCGGGGUGGUAUCAGUGUGCUGUCUGUCUUACAAAGUUUCGUGGAAGAGUCAACAUCUACUUGGUGUUUCUUUACAUCAGGAGAAAUCCUAUAUGGUGUUCUGUUGCGUACACCUCCAGCUAGGUUUUCUACUGUCUACCAAUGGAAGGGAGUAUUUGUUCCUGUUGAGAAUUUCAGUAUAUGGAAUCCUAGAAGGUGCAUGGCAUUUCAAAUCAAUGCCUCUCCCUACCUUGUGAUAAGUCAUGGAGAAGGCAAACGGGAAGCUUCCAACAACAGUGUGUAUGCAUUCAUGCCUGGACGCAGACUGUUGUGGAUACAAACUCUCUUUGCUCUGUAUACCAGAGAUGUAAAACAUUUUGCUGUUGAGGAAGAAGACUAUUUGAUUAUUGCAAGUCAUUCAAACCAUUCCAGUUCCAUCCAGAUUUUCCAGUGGAAUAAAGACAUCUUUGUGUUGCAUCAUCAGCUUCCACUCUAUGGAGCUCUGAAUGUAGCCUUGUUUCCUAGAGGAGGCUUUCUGUACCUAUUAGUUUCUUUGUCAAAUACCAGCCAGAACACCAUCUUGUACCAGUGGUUGAAUAAUGAGUUUAGGAAACUUCAUGAAAUAUCAGCAAAUGAUAUAAAACAUAUGGAGGCCUGGAUUUCUGGAUCAGACAUCUAUUUAAUUAUUGCAAAAGAAUCUGGAAAUUCAUCUGAAAUUUUUAUCUGGGAGACAGGCCAGUCUACCUUUAGACUCUUUCAGUCUCUUCCGUUCCAAGCUGUAAAAGCCAUCCAUAUAUUCAUGCCACCUUCAGGUUUAGUUCAUGUCCUACUAGCUGGCAGGGAUACAACGGCACUGUAUGCUUGGAACUCUGAAGUAAACCAGUUCUCUGUAAUUUUGGAAGCGCCAUAUGCUGAUCAUAUCACUUCAGUUACUGCAAGAUCUCUGAACUCCAGCAAGAGCCUAAUUGCUCUGACUGUCGAAUCCUACUCCCAAAUUUAUGAACUGACCACAAUCUCUAACCAGUCAGAUUUUAUACCUAGUUCAGGUGAAUUGAUAUUUGAGCCUGGGGACAUGGAAGCUGUAGUAGCAGUCAAUAUCCUUGAUGACAUUAUUCCAGAGGAGGAAGAAAGCUUCAGAGUGUGGCUGAAAAACCCUAAAGGAGGUGCAGAGAUUGGUGCUCAUGGUUUUGUUAACAUAAUUAUUCCAUCCAAUGACAAUGCCUAUGGAGUCAUUGCAUUUGCUCAGAGUUCUUUAUUUAAGCAAGUUGAAGAAAUGGAACACGACACCUUAAUCACCUUGAAUGUUGAACGUUUAAUAGGAACAUAUGGACGAGUAACAGUAGAGUGGAUAGCCAGUGGGAGCAUUAGUGAUGUAUUUCCAGCUUCAGGAAUGAUUACAUUUUCAGAAGGUCAAGCCCUGUCCACCAUCACCCUGACAAUUCUUGCAGACAAUAUUGCAGAGCUUUCAGAGACCGUGGAUAUCGCACUCACUCACGUUACUACUGUGGGUAUUCAGGAUACCAUGAGAGGAGCUAUCAUAGAUCCCCAAAGGGCGAGAGCUGUACUUACCAUUUUACCUAGUGAUUCUCCACAUGGUAUAAUUGGCUGGCAUGCAGAGUCUCUCUUUGUUAAAGCCAUGGAGCCAGAAGGACAACUAAAUUCAACUACUGUUACGUUACAAAUUGUUCGAGAACAAGGAUUUGUUGGAGAUAUUGCAAUUCAGUUGAGCACCACGCCUAAUUUUGAGCUCCCUCUCUCCAACCAAGCAACAGAGAAUGAGGAUUAUAUAAUCGAAAAGAAAACAAUCAUUAUGGCAGAAAACACAACAGUAGCUUCUGUCAUAGUCACUAUUUUUCCUGAUAAUGUUCCUGAAUUACAGGAAGGAUUUAUAAUUAAUAUUACACAUGUGCAACUGGUAGAUUCUCCUCCUACUGGAGGUCAACCAAGUAUGAAGAGGCUUGGGCUAGAAAUAGCUGAAAUAACAAUUGAAGAGAAUGAUGACCCCAGAGGAAUAUUUAGUUUCAGCAUUAUAAAGGAUGCGAGUGGAGCUGUUCCUGCUUAUGAAAUACCACCACCACAGAAUAUACUGAAACUUCCAGUUGUUCGACAGGCUGGAAGCUUUGGGUCAGUAACUCUGUUUUGGGAAGCUACUCAGUCAACUGCAAGCUUUGAAGACUUUACACCAGCGUUUGGAAACCUUACAUUUGCAGAUGGGCAGGUUGCAGGAGAAAUAGAAAUUACAAUCAUAGAUGAUAGUGAAGUUGAAUUCCUUGAGAUAUUCAAGAUUACCCUAAUGAGGGUAACAGGUGGUGCAAGACUUGGGAAUGACACUGUGGUAACUGUUGCUAUUCCACCAAAUGAUUCCCCCGUUGGAGUAUUUGGAUUUGAAGAAAAGACUGUGACAGUGAAAGAACCUCAGACACCUGAUGAUGCUGCUGCAACUGUCUUUCUCACUGUAACUCGGAGUCAGGGAGGACAUGGAGCAGUUCAAGUGAUAUGGAUUAUUGAAGAGGCAGCCAGAUAUGAUCUGACUCCUCUGAAUGGUACUCUUCACUUCAAUGAGACUGAAUCCCAGAAGCUGAUUGUUUUACAUGCAGUACAAGAUAGUAUAUUGGAAGGGAAUGAAACAUUUACAAUUCGGCUAGUCUCUACUGGUGAUGCAGAGAUAUCCCCUAUAAAUGGUCUGGCAACCAUCAUUAUUGUGGGGGCUGAAGGAGCUUCGGGGAUGGUUGGGAUAGCUCGCUCAUCCACACAUGUUCUGAUUGGAGAACCUUCAGGAAAUUAUAAUGGAACUGCUCUUAUUAGCCUGGUACGUGGUCCAGGGAUUUUUGGUGAGGUCAAAGUAUAUUGGAAUAUAACACCUCCUCAUCAUAAAGAAUUUGCUGAGAUCUCAGGAACCUUGACAAUGCGAGAUAGGCAGUCUGCAGCUGUUGUUCUAAUACAGGCUGUAGAUGAUAACCAUCCUGAGGAGAAGCAUUACUACCAGUUUCAACUGACUGGAAUUAGUGAUGGAGGACUCAUAAAUGAAUCUAGCAGCACAGCAAAUAUUACCAUGGUUGCUAGCGACUUUCCAUAUGGACAGUUUACAUUUUCACAGGAAAUAUUGCAAACAACAGAAGAAGAAAAAUGGGUUAACAUUACUGUUGUACGCUCUAGUGGAUGCUAUGGCAAAGUGCAUCUGUGGUUGCAGAUAAGAAAUGGAACAGCUGAGGAGGGAAUUGAUUUCACUCCUACAGUAAGAGAAGUGUUGUUUGAACCAGAUGAGGAAAAUAAAAUUAUUUUUAUUGAAAUUCAUGAUGAUGACUUUCCUGAAGGUCCUGAAGACUUUUUAGUGACAAUAACCAAAGUAGAACUCCAAGGAAGUGGAUUUGAUUUUACCAUAAAAGAAAAUGGACUACAAGUGGAUCAACCCCCUGUGGUAGGAAAUAUCUCCACACUGCGAGUCGUCAUAGCAAAGAGUGACAAUGCAGAAGGCAUCAUAGAAUUUGAUCCUCAGUAUGUUGUUCUACAGGUGGAAGAGGAUGCUGGAGUGAUCAUGCUUCCUGUAGUGAGAAAGCUUGGAACUUUUGGCUUUGUAACAGCUGAUUUUCUCUCUCGAAGUAUUUCUGCACUUCCUAAUGGUGUUGACUACUUCAUCCAUAACAACUCUGUCAUUUUUCAUCAUGGUCAGAAUGAGACUUUUAUCUAUAUCUCUAUUAUAGAUGAUGAAGAAAGUGAAUUUGCUGAACAAUUUGAAAUCCAGCUGACAGGAGCUACUGGUGGAGCAGUCCUUGGGCUCCAUUUAGUGAGCCAGGUCACUAUUGCUAAAAGUGAUUUCCCCCAUGGCAUUGUCCGAUUUCUCAACCAAAGCAGAAUUAUUCUUCCCAACCCUGAUACAUCCAUGACAACGUCCCUGGUGCUGGAAAGAACUGGCAGAUUGCUAGGAGACAUACAGAUUAAUUGGGACAUUUUAGGGCCCAAUUCAGAAGAGAUUUUAUCUCCCCUGAAUAGUGACAUUGGUGACCCUGUGAAUGGAUCAUUCUAUUUUAAAGAAGGAGAAGGAGGUCUGAGAGCUAUUAAUCUGCAAAUCUAUCCUCAUGAAGAAGUUGAAGUUCAGGAGAUCUUCAUUAUUAGACUGAGCCUUGUGAAAGGUGAAACAGAAAUAGAUCCCAAAGCAGCCAACGUUACACUAAUAAUACAGAAGUUUGGUGAUCCUAAUGGCAUUGUACAGUUUGCUCCUGAAUCAUUAUCUGAGAAGAACUUUACAGAACCCUCAGCAGUGGAAGGGCCACAGAGUAUUACACUAUUUGUCAAACGAGUUCAAGGCACUGUGGGAAACAUAACGAUUUACUGGGAAAUAUGUAGUGAUUCUGACAUCACAGGUGACUUCCUUCAGACAGAGGGAUCUGUUGUCAUGGCUGACCAGCAGAGUACGGCUGAGAUAAUUAUCUACCUGUUACCUGAUGAUGUUCCAGAACUGGAUGAAGACUCUGUGGUACAGCUGAUUUCAGUGGAAGGUGGAGCAGAUUUAGACCAAGAGAAAAGAAUUUUAAAGAUCAGUGUUUUUGCAAAUGAUGAUCCCUAUGGAGUAUUUGCCUUGUACUCAGAUCAGCAGUCAGUAUUAGUAGAGAGAGACCUUAGUCGGUAUGUUCAGAUUAAUGUAACUCGGCAUGCUGGGGCAUUUGGAGAAGUUAUCGUUGAGUACCAUAUCUUGUCUCAUCAUGAAGAAGCACUAAUUGCACCCGAGAAUGUGAUGGGAUACCUAUUGGUAAAAGAUGGUGCCAGCUUUGAAGUGAAAAGAGUGCCAAUAAGCAGCCAGGCAUUUCUUUUACUGGGAUUAAAUUUUACUCUAGAGCUCAUCAGUGUAAGCCUGGUAAGGGGAAGUGCCAAGGAUGUGCCUAAAAUAUUAGAAAAAGCAAAGUCAGCUAUUCUGCUUGUUCCUGAAGAAGCUGCCAACUCACAGGUUGGCUUUGAAUCUGUUAUUUUACGACUUACAAACGUUGUAUCAGGAACAGGUCAGGCUGUGAUAACCAGAGAAGGAGUUUAUGGUUCUGUAACAGUUCACUGGAUUUCUGGAUAUCCACCAGACUUAAUAACUGACUUUGUUCAUCCAGGAAAUAUUACUCCUUCAUUUGGUAGUGCUGUAUUUUCCUCUGGUGAACGGAGCAAAGUAAUUUCAUUUCAGGCUACUCCAAGCCUAAAUAAACAUGAGUCGUUUGCCAUCUGUCUAACAGCAGUGCACAGCAAUGUGUCUGGCGGGGCUCGCCUGAGGACAGGAUUUACAGUAGCUGAAAUUGAACCAUUUGGGAUCUUUCAGUUUGCUCUUAACUCAAGAUACGUUUCGGUUGAAGAAGAUGUUCAGGUAGUCACACUACAUGUCCAAAGAUUGUUUGGUUUUCAAAGUAAUCUUACUCAAUUGACAUAUGAGACUACUCCAGGAAGUGCCAAACCACUAGAAGACUUCAGACCCAUCUAUAAUGGAGAGCUUAUGUUUGUACGUUUUCAGACAAAUGCUGUUGUAGAAAUAUCAAUAAUUGAUGACUCUCUUUCUGAAAUGGAGGAAUUUUUUUUUGUAAAUUUGACUGCUGUGGAAGUUUUGGGUGUUCAACCCUUGAAUCCUAAUUGGAGUCCACGUCUGAAUCCAGCUUUCAGUGUUGCAACAAUUAAUAUCCUGGCUAAUGAUAUUGUUCAUGGAAUACUCAGUUUGGGUCCAGAGUUUGUUUAUAUUGAAGAAGAUGCAAACAAUGGUACUCCCAGCAUGGCAAUACUUCAUAUUAAAAGGACUCAAGGUUUUGCUGGUGAUAUUGGAGUAACAGUUAAAACCUUUGGUGGAAUAAGUGCGCAGAGUGGAGUAGAUCUGCAUCCUUUUGAAAACACACAUGGAAAAUCAGACUUUACAUGGGCAAUGGAAGGAGAAGAUUUUGAGGAACAGUCAGUCUCCCUGAUUUUGCUGGAUGGAGAAAGAGAGAGCAAAGUGUCCAUCAAAAUUGUUGAUGAUGAUGAGCCUGAAGGACAGGAAUUGUUCUAUGUUUUCCUCUCAGAUCCUGAAUGUGGAGCUCGGAUUGUGGAAGGAAAGGAUGAAUUUGGAUUUGCUGCUUUUGCAACAGUAGUUAUUGCAGGAAAUGAUCUUCAGAAUGGCAUUUUGGGAUUCAUUCCAGAAGUGCAAAGUGGUCUUGUUCUUGAUGAAGACUCAGAAAAUAGAGAGGUGCUGCUGUUUGUCACAAGGCAACCAAACAGGGCUUUUGAAGAUGUGAAGAUCUUCUGGCGUGUAACAUUUAAUGAAACUUCUGUCGUCCUUCUUAAGGAUGGCAUAAACUUGGAGAAUGAACUUGUGUCUGUACUAGGAGCCACCACUUGCAUGGCAGGUCAAACAAUGUGCAACAUCUCUAUUGAAAUAAAACCUGAUAAUGUACCUGAAUUUGAAAUGUGUUUUUUCGUUGAGCUGUAUGCAAUAAGUGCAGGAGCGGUGUUGAACAGCAGUUCCAGAUUUGCCCUUAUAACAGUUCUUGAGAGUGAUGCUCCUCAUGGUUUAGUAUACUUUGCUGUGGGAUCUCGUUUUGCUGUGGCUCAUAAGAAGGCUACUUUAAUCAGUUUGCAAGCGCUCAGAGAUUCUAGUGCGUCAGUAACCACAAAAGUUAGGUACAGUAUGCAGGAGCUACAAAAACCUGAACCUAUUGGCCGGACCUUCAUAUCUCCAGCUGUUGCAGGACAAGAUUUUGUCAGAUCUGAAGGUUUAUUGACUUUUGAACCUGGACAGAGAAAUGCUUUGCUGGAUGUGACCCUGACUCCAGAGACCGCAUCCUUAAACCCAUUUCCUAAACGUUUCCAGGUUGUGCUUUCUAAUCCCACAGGCGGUGCCAGAGUAGAUGAUACAUACGCUAUUGCUAACAUCACCAUUGUCUCAGAUUUGGACUCCUUGUCUGUUUGGGGACUUGUUGAUCAACUACAUCAGCCACUUGAUGACACCAUUUUAAAUAGAAUCCUUCAGAAUUUGAAAGUCAAAGUGGCUACAGAAACUACAGAAGAGCAACUUACUGCUGUAAUGCAUAUAAUAGAUAAGGUAACAGAUGUAGGUGAAAAGUGGUUACUCACUGAUAAAAGUAGAAGUCUGUUCUAUGAGAUACUCUGCGCUCUGGCUAGUCCCAAACGCAAAGACACACAAGGAUAUAGUCUGCUUGCUGAGGUGACUGAGAAAUUUGCUUUUUCCCUGUUGACUGGGGUAACAUGUGGCUCACCAGGGGAAAAAGGUAAAAAUAUCCUUGACAGCUGCCCGUACAUUGCGAUAAUGGCUCACAACUGGUAUCCUCAGCAAAUCAAUGGACACAAAUUUGAUGGAAAAGAUGGGGAUUUUAUUCAUGUACCAGAGCAUUUAUUAGAGGUUGCUGUUGCAUUGUCUCCUCCUCAAGUUGGAAACUGCGAAUCUGUACAAUUCACAGAAUACAGCAGCCAGCAGUGGUUUCUUACUGGUGAUAAAGAACUUGCCCUAAAGAAUAAGAUUUUUUCUAUGAGUUUGAAGGGGCAGAGUUCACACCCUUUGAAAGAUAACAAUGAAGUUGUUUACCGGAUUUAUUCUACAGGAAGUCGGAUUGUUCCACGAAAGUCUCUAUGUCUCCUUUGGAAUCAAGCUGCAGAAAGCUGGUUGUCUGAUAGUGGGUUCUGCAAAGUGAUUGAUGAGACAUCAGACUACGUGGAAUGCUCUUGUUCUCAUAUGUCCAUUUAUGCAGUUUAUGCCCAAACAGACAACUUGUCAUCAUACAAUGAAGCUUUUUUCUCUUCUGGAUUCAUCUGCAUUUCAGGUUUCACUUUGGCUAUUAUCUCCCACCUUUUCUGUACCAGAUGUGCAAUGUUUGCCGCUAAACUUCUCACUCACAUGAUGGUUGCUUGUUUGGGUACUCAGAUUUCAUUUCUGGCCUCAGCUUACAUAAGCCAACAUCUCUCAGAGGAAAGCUGCUCUGCCCUUGCAUCUGUUACCCAUUACCUUUACCUCUGCCAGUUCAGCUGGAUGCUUAUUCAGGCUGUUAAUUUCUGGUACGUCCUGGUGAUGAAUGAUGAACACACGGAGCGGCGCUACCUACUUUACUUCCUUUUGAGUUGGGGGCUUCCAGCUUUUGUAGUGAUCCUGCUUUUAAUUAUCCUGAGAGGAAUCUAUCAUCAGAGCACAACACAGAUUUAUGGCCUUGUCCACAAUGAUCUGUGUUUCAUUCCAAAUGCCUACGCUGCUCUCUUCACUGCUGCUCUGGUGCCGUUAAUGUGCUUGGUAGUGGUUUUUGUGGUGUUCAUUCACGCCUACCAAGUGACCCCGCAAUGGAAAGCAUAUGAUGAUAUUUUCAGAGGACGAACGAAUGCUGCAGAGAUCCCGUUGGUCCUAUAUCUCUUUGCCCUGGUUUCCAUCACCUGGCUGUGGGGAGGACUGCACAUGGCUUACAGGCAGCUCUGGAUGUUGGUCUUCUUUAUCAUCUUCAACAGCUUGCAGGGUCUUUAUGUCUUUGUGGUAUAUUUUAUCCUACACAAUCAACUUUGUUGUCCUGUGAAAGCAAGUUAUACUGUAGACAUGAAUGGACAUACAACAGCUGGAUCUGCUUUUUUCACACAUGGCAGUGGUUUGCCGCCUGCAGGUGGAGAGAUCAGCAAAUCCACUCAGAACCUGAUCAGUGCUAUGGAAGAGGUGCCGGCAGACUGGGAGAGGGCAUCCUUGCAGCCUGCCAGUCAAGCUAGUGCUGCCUUUAUGCAGAGUCCGCAAAAUGGCAAUGUUUUCCAUCCUUCUGGAGGAUUUAGUAAUAGCUCAUUGGUUGCUGAUGAGGAAUCACAGGAAUUUGAUGACCUAAUAUUUGCUUUAAAGACUGGUGCAGGUCUCAGUGUCAGUGAUAAUGAUUCUUGCCAUGGCAGCCAGGAUGGCGGCAGCAUGGCUAACUCCCAGAUUGUAGAGCUUAGAAGAAUACCCAUAGCAGACACUCAUCUCUAAUUUCACUUACUGCUUUUUUUUU
Messenger RNA from Rhea pennata, 18727 nucleotides. It is a transcript of the gene ADGRV1, whose product is annotated as adhesion G protein-coupled receptor V1. Bases 1 to 18705 code for a protein of 6234 amino acids. Gene Ontology annotation, cellular component: membrane; cytoplasm; stereocilium. Gene Ontology annotation, biological process: cell surface receptor signaling pathway; cell communication; sensory perception of sound. The transcript has 91 exons. NCBI's taxonomy places the organism in Eukaryota, Metazoa, Chordata, Aves, Rheiformes, Rheidae. Gene Ontology annotation, molecular function: adenylate cyclase inhibitor activity; G-protein alpha-subunit binding; G protein-coupled receptor activity. The record is from RefSeq and is a predicted model, not a curated record.